Molecule: messenger RNA, 766 nt
Organism: Drosophila biarmipes
Lineage: Eukaryota; Metazoa; Arthropoda; Insecta; Diptera; Drosophilidae
Exons: 2
Coding region: 286-627 (113 amino acids)
Source: RefSeq, a predicted model, not a curated record
GAAAACACUAAGACCCUUGUGCACAUGACCUGGCUUUUCAAUCAGACUGAACUGAGAGAGGAAAAUGCUCUGGUUUUCAGCACUAACACGCUAAUUUCCUCCGCCUGCAGUGUGAAAAUCAAGGCGAGAAACAAGAACAAUUGGAGGUGCUAAUCACAGCGAGCAAAAACAAUUCUGCCAAUUGUAUAAAUUGCGAGGUUCAGCCAAGUGAAGCCACACUUGACAACCCGCAGUUCACCCAAAAACAGCUUUGAUAGCAGAACGUCCAAUUAAAUAACCACCAAAAUGCAUUACAACAAGAUACUCCUACAACUGAUUGCCUGUUUUGCUACCCUGGAGCUGGUGAUCGGUUAUCCCCAGGAGCGUAUUACUUCAGCGGAACAGAUCCAAAGACUGAGUGAAGCCAACGAUGGAGGAAAUCAAGCCCUGACAUCCAGUGAGGUUCUCGAAGAUCUCUACAGAUAUGGGAGAACUCUGAGCAGAUUGCGUAGAGCUCUGGAGGAGCUGGCCUAUGAGGAGGCGGCCGAUGACAUGGAGCUGGCCGAGAUCAAUGUAUUCCGACCUCUUUUCCGCUACCGAUCUCAGGUGGUGAAGGUGAAGAAUCCCCAGCAACAGCAGUUCGGCUAACAGUUGGGUAAAACUAAGUAAUUUAGGCGUACUCACCCCGACUCAUUUCCAAAAACUGAUCAUAUACCAUUGAUAUUUUGUACCAAACCUAGUCUCUUAAGAAAUGAAACAAACCUAUUUAUACUGUUAAACAUUUAAA